Xenopus laevis (African clawed frog) is the source of this 888-nucleotide messenger RNA. It is a transcript of the gene rac2.L, whose product is annotated as Rac family small GTPase 2 L homeolog. The record is from RefSeq and is marked provisional. Gene Ontology annotation, molecular function: GTP binding; G protein activity; GTPase activity. Lineage: Eukaryota; Metazoa; Chordata; Amphibia; Anura; Pipidae.
CCUCUUAGUGGCUGUAGAAGUCUCAAACAGAAGAUCAUCAACUUGAUGAGAAAUGCAGGCCAUUAAGUGUGUAGUGGUGGGCGAUGGAGCUGUGGGUAAAACAUGUCUUCUCAUCAGUUACACAACCAAUGCUUUCCCUGGGGAAUACAUCCCGACUGUAUUCGACAAUUAUUCAGCGAAUGUGAUGGUGGACAGUAAACCAGUAAACUUGGGCUUGUGGGAUACAGCUGGCCAGGAGGACUAUGAUCGACUGAGGCCUCUUUCCUAUCCUCAAACAGAUGUGUUUCUCAUUUGCUUUUCUUUGGUGAGUCCGGCAUCUUAUGAGAACGUUCGUGCCAAGUGGUACCCAGAAGUGAGACACCACUGUCCCAGCACACCAAUAAUUCUUGUUGGAACCAAGCUGGAUCUGCGGGAUGACAAAGAAACCAUUGAGAAACUUAAGGAGAAGAAAUUGUCUCCAAUCUCUUACCCACAGGGUUUGGCUCUGGCAAAAGAGAUUGAGUCAGUCAAAUACUUGGAGUGCUCAGCCUUGACACAACGGGGCCUAAAGACGGUAUUUGAUGAGGCUAUCCGAGCUGUGUUAUGUCCCCCACCUUCGAGGCCUAAAAAAGGCAAAUGUGUGGUGCUUUAAGUUUUGUUUCAUCAAAUUUUCCUGUGCACUUCAGUAAUGUUGGAUUCCUCCAUCAAUUCCAGAAGACACUCAUACACCUUGGACCUGCUACCCUAAUGGUUACAACUCAACCCUCCUUCUUACCCCAUAUACAUGCACCCACAAUACACCCCUUUGCUUGGUCACAUUAUCCCCACAUAUUUAGCUUUAAGCAUUUUUUAUUCUAAACAUUGCUGUUAUUCUGUUUGAAAUAGAAAUAAAUAUGUUGUUGUACUUUG